CGAUUGCUGCCCUAUGCCAUUGUAGAGUACGACAAAUUCCAAAUAUAUGCGCAUUCAUAUGCAACUUCAGGAACCAUUGAGAAUCCACAGUGGGCAAGACAAGGACCUUACAGCAUGAAAUUUGAUGUCACCCGCGCUGCAGAGUUAGUCUUGUGGUUUUACCUGGAACAUCCAAGUCUUCCUCAAGGGAAUUGCGAUUUCUUUCUUGGAAAGGCCAGGAUCGAGCCGGUGCUCGAAGAAACGAAGUUUACCAAGCAACUGAAAGUCGAAGGGGGUACCGGAGAAAUCUCUAUUGAGAUCCAAUACACUAAAAAUGCAACACCAGAAUUACAAGCACUCGACGGAUUUGAUGCAUAUCUUGGGAAUAGUUGUUGCUCGAGCGACUGUUCCAUCGCCCAGGGCAAAAAGAAAGAUACAAGUUUGCUUUACGCCUGCAAAAGACUUACAAAUGCCAACAGCUCGAGCCAUGUGUUCCUAUCUCAGGCUGACAAGCCGUUUAUUGCACCACUCAAGUUUGUGGCUCAAACAUCCAAGGGAGUAGGCCUACAUUCACCUUUUAUUCAUGGAGGACCGCUAUUUUACCAUAUUCAGAAGCCGCGGCGUUUUGAUGUCGACAGAUGCCGCUUCUAUGCUGCAGAGAUCCUUUGCGCAUUCGAAAGCUUGUUACGGUCUAAUCCUUCCUACCGCGGGCCCAAAACAGAAAAUAUCCUCUUGGACUCUAUAGGGCAUGUUGUACUGUGCGACUUUAGUCUCUAUAACACUGACAUGGAAAAAACUGCUCACAGCAUGGUGGAAUAUCCUGCUCCUGAGCUGCUUUUGGAUCAAAAUUAUAGCAGUGAAAUACCGUCGCACAGGUGGUGGACUUUGGGAGUUUUCCUUUAUGAAAUGCUAACAGGAAUGCCGCCAUUCUACGCCGAAAGUAUCGAGGAAAGGCAAGAAAAGAUCUUGUCCAGCGAGCCCAUCAUAUAUCCGAAUUCGCUGCCAUUACCUGCAAAGGACAUCCUGACCAGGCUUCUUGACCGCAAUCCCGAGCAGCGAUUAGGUGUAAAGAGAGGAGCAAUCGAGAUCAAAGAACACUCGUUUUUUGACUGCAUUGACUGGGAUAAGCUUAUGCGGCGUGAAUAUCGUCCCGAUUUCAAGCCU
Molecule: messenger RNA, 1143 nt
Organism: Trichoderma virens Gv29-8
Lineage: Eukaryota; Fungi; Ascomycota; Sordariomycetes; Hypocreales; Hypocreaceae
Exons: 1
Biological process (GO): protein phosphorylation
Molecular function (GO): protein serine/threonine kinase activity; ATP binding
Source: RefSeq, a predicted model, not a curated record